CCUGUGAUCUCCGUAUGGAGCAGAAGAAGACGGGACCGCUCGAGUGGGCAGAGAGCAGUGAGUCUCACAUGGAGACGAGUGAUCAGUCCACCAUCUUCAGACUAAACCAAACUUCAGAUGAUCGCAGUGAAGUGUACGCGAGCUCAGAGCGAUGGCUGGAGGACUGUGGACUGACUGUCUCUCGCCCCUUCUCUCUCUGCAACACUCGUCCUGUAUCUGAAAGAGGAGAUGUGCUGAGCAAACAGAUGCACGUCAGCAGCGAGUCACUGGCUGACUUUGAGGAACAGCUUUACAUUGCCAUUGAGAUGUACCACGACCGAAUUAAGUGGCUCAGUCAAGGAAACCGAAAGGUGUUCGGGGUGGUGAACGGAUCCCGAGUCGGAGUGCUUGUCGACACAUCUGAUUUCAACGCCUCUACAGAGAGACUCGGAGAUCUACAGCGAGAGCUCUUAACUCUCAUUGAGGAGCAACUUUGCUUCAAAAACCAGCUGUAUCUACUGUCCUACAGCUCGGAGGUCAGCAGCCUUUGGGACAAACCACUAGAUAUCAGCCCACUAAGGCUCAGGGAGUGUUAUGCGUGGGUCAUGCAGCUUCGUGCGAGUGGAGGCUGUGAUCUCCUACAAGCGAUACAGAGGGCACUGACCCACUCACAGCUGGACACGCUGCUCAUCAUCCAGGGCGAUCGGCCUGAUCAGAUGGUGGAGGUUAUAUGUGAUUGUUUAGCUGUGAAGCCAACGCCCUGUGUUCAUGCGGUCGCCUACAACUGUAGCAGUCCCGCCACCAUCGAGACUGUGAAGCGAAUGGCAGACGUUUCUGGAGGGAGAUAUCACCUGUUUUCCGCUGCACUGGGCGUGGUGGACAGCAGUACAGAUGUAGAUCUGCUGUGGGAGGAGAUUAAAGCAGCUCGGGAUGUUCUUACCCAAAUUCAGGACAUGCGUCAGGGUCGAGUCGGACACACAGCUGUUGAGUCAGAGAUCUCCAGGGGUUUGGACAGUCUCACUGUUUCUGAGUCCAGUCCUGUAAGUUGUGCUCUCGCUGGUCCGCUGCGCAUCAAACCCGCGGGUCGAGCGUCCAGCAGCUCCAGAGACUGGCUGAAGACCCACGGCCUCAAGGCUCAGAAGCUGGAUCUCUAUCAGCUGCUGGCUCGCGAUGCCUAUUCUCAGCAAGAGACGUUUGUGCCAAUCUUGGGAAAGACUGUUUCCUCUACCGUUCACGAGCGGGUCAUGGUUCAGUGUGACUGGCAUGAUGGAACAGUGAAGAAUCUGCAUGUUGAUCUUCCAUCACUGCAAAAGUAUCAGAAGCGUCUGAUGGGGGCUGUGUGUCUGUUUGAGAGGAGAGUGGAGUGGCUGAACGGGACGGCCAGCCGGCAGAUUUGGGGAACCGUGUGUGAGCAGAGGGUCCAGGUUGUUCUAGACAUGUCUGGGAUGAACACACACUACCAGCUGCACAUCCAGUACGCUCUCCGGAUACUCCUAGAGGAGCAGCUGGCGGAUACACACAGCUUCAAUGUCACUGUGUUUGGAUCAGAUGUGAAGUCGUGGCAGGAGAAGAUGGUUCCCUCCACCCGUGAAAACCUCCAGGCUGUUUGGCAGUGGGUUCAGGCGUUAGAGUGUGUGGGGGGUCGUGAUACUCUGGCUGCUCUCCGGCGCGCUCUAGAGGAGGAACCGCAGGAAGAAGAAGAAGCGUCUCUGACUCGUGGCGUUUACCUCUUCACCACCGGCACGCCUGAUCAACACUCGGAAUCUGUCACUGAUUAUGUGUCUGAGCGCUGCAUCGUUUCAAACCUGAAGCUCCACGUGUGCCUGUUCACCGGAGAAGAGGAAAGCGUUCGCUGUCCCGCGCCGCGUCACGCCACACGGGCCCUGAGCCGCCUGGCACACGCGGGCCACGGGCGCUUCCUCUGGACCACCGAGACUGGCAUCGUGGAGAGUGAUGACAUCAGUGCCCUAAUUGGAGAAAUGGAGACGGCCGCUGAUUAUUGUCAGAAGUGCUCUGAGCUACUGGACUCUCUGAUCCAGAAGGGCUCCGGCAGAGGUUCAGGAGAAGCGAAUUCCUCAUCCCUCAAACCCCAGGCCUGGACCCGCAACGCAAAACUGCCGUGUCCCAGACCCACGACACUCAGCCUGGCUAGACUGGAAGGCAGGCAGAUGAGCAGGUCGGCACAGAACGGGUCGGCUUGGAGGGCGAACAGCUCUAAAGCAGAAAUCCCAGCAGUGCAGUCAGCUGAUUUCAGCACACCAGCUGGGCCGUCAAAGUCUGCUGAUCAGAGGAGAACCAUUGUGUCUCAGUCGGUCUUCUUCAUGGAAGACGGCAACUUCGGUGUUGUCUUCAAGAAAUAUCCAAAACCCAAGAGUGUGCGUAAGUCUAUCAACACCAUUAAACUGCCGAAACAUGAAGACAUCUGUUCAACUAAACAGUGGCUGAAAAGGUUUGGUAUAAAGAAUCUGAAGUUGGACCUUCACAAACUGAUAUCUGGGCCUGAAUGCUGCCAUCACAACAAACUGGUGCGGUCCGUCCAGAAGCGAGUGUCUGCUAAAUACUGCGGCAUAUUCCCGAGUGUCCUCCUCAAUGGGGCUGUGAAACACCUGCAUCUGACUCCUGGAGAGUUAAAGCACUACCUCAGUCAGACGGAGAAACUGAUGCAGCGAUACAGCAGAAGACUGGAGUGGUUACUGACAGGCAGCAGGCGGAUGUUCGGAUCCGUGCUGGAGAAGGACGUGUGUGUUCUGCUGGAUGUGUCCGGAUCAAUGGCCUCGUUCCUCCCUGAACUCCAGAAGGGACUGACCACACUGAUCUGGGAUCAGCUGCAUGCCAACAGCGUCAGGUUUACGAUGCUGGCGUUCUCUGAAGGGGUGUGUGUGUGGCAGCCGGCGCCGGUGGAGUCCAGUGAGGAUCAGUGUGUGGAGGCAGUGCAGUGGUUGAGUCGACUCACUCCACACGGGCCUUCACACACACUGCAGGCACUGCAGGCCGGCUGUGGUUUGUCAGAUGAUGUUGGUCUGUAUCUGAUCUGUGAUGGAAGGAGUGACUCGAGCCACAGUCUAAUACUGAGAGAGAUCGAGACCCUGAGACGAGAGAAGAGCUUCACCGUCCACACCGUCGCACUCAACCGCCAUGACAGAUCGGGCAGUGAGUUUCUGAAGUGUCUGGCCCAUAAAACAGGAGGCCGAUUCCAUCAGGCUCCUGAAAACACAGAUCCGGAUCUGAUCGGGAAACUGCUGUCAGACGCAGAUCCAGUGCUUCCAACAUUUGAGGGGGACGAUCUGAGGAAACUAUCAGAAGAGAUUGAGAAGCUGAGAUUGUUCCAGAAACAAGCUAAAUCUUUCAGGGAAACUAUUCUGGGGUCGAGGAACCUGGAGGGAACGUAGACGCUGAUCUCCAUGCAUGUUCAAAUCACUUUAU
Messenger RNA from Rhinichthys klamathensis goyatoka, 3402 nucleotides. It is a transcript of the gene vwa3a, whose product is annotated as von Willebrand factor A domain containing 3A. The transcript is spliced from 32 exons. NCBI's taxonomy places the organism in Eukaryota, Metazoa, Chordata, Actinopteri, Cypriniformes, Leuciscidae. Bases 15 to 3368 code for a protein of 1117 amino acids. The record is from RefSeq and is a predicted model, not a curated record.